AUGCCCACGGACCUUUCUGGAGAUGCAUCGGAGCCAUUUAUUGGAGAUAUGAGCUUCCACACCUUCAAUGUUAUCUUGUCCGGGGCCUGCGCGGCUUUUGUCUGCCUUGUGAUUGUGAUUUUGAUGAUGAUGCACGCCACUCACCUUAGCAACCCAUAUCGACAGACAAAGAUUAUGAGAAUCUGUGCACUACUUCCGUUGUACGCGAUCCUCUCAUUCCUCGCAAUUGCCUUUCCAAACGCAUAUGUGUAUCUUAUUGCGUGGGUGGACUUCUUCCAAGCCAUCGCCUUAUGUGCCUUCUUCCUCUUGGUGUGUGACUAUAUUAGUCCUUCGCAGGAGGAACGCGCGAUUUUCUUUGCAAAGCUUCAACCAAAGAAAGGGAAGGGAAGCUCAAAGCCUUUGAACGGCCUCGCGUGGUUCCAGAAAAAAUGGUAUGGGGUUCUACAAUACCCUAUCGUGGCUUUCAUCGACGCAGUGGGGUCCUGCAUUGCCGAGGCUGCAGACAAGUACUGCCUGGAAAGUAACAAGGCGUAUUUUGCACAUGUUUGGCUCAACGUCAUUCGCAUUGUCUCGGUGUCCCUUGCUACAGUGUCAAUCCUCACCUUUUACGUGGCCCUGAAGACACACAUUGUGCAGCACAAGCCUCUCACAAAGCUUCUUGCCCUCAAGCUCAUUGUUGGACUGGUAUUCCUUGAGAAUAUCAUCUUCACUAUCCUGCGUUCUACGUCUGUCCUUGAGACGACAUCAAAGUUGAAUUGGGCGGAUGUCCACAUGGGUAUCGAGACUCUGAUUAUCUGCCUCCAAUUGGUACCUAUCGCCUGUUUGUUCCACUACGCCUAUGGUAUCGGGCCCUACCGACUUUCUCGCUCGGGACCUGUCGAUGACCACAACUACACUACAGUCGCUGGCAGUGGACCAAGUGUACCCAAGCGGUAUCAGGGUGGCCCAUUGGGUAUUUGGGCAUGGCUCUCAAUGUGCAAUCCAAUGAAAGAUGUGCGUGAUGUCCGCGAUACAUUCGCCAUGAUUCACCAGGGUCGCCAAGGAUCUCAGCACAUGUUGUUGAGUGAGUCGACCAGCUAUCCCUGA
Molecule: messenger RNA, 1086 nt
Organism: Penicillium olsonii
Lineage: Eukaryota; Fungi; Ascomycota; Eurotiomycetes; Eurotiales; Aspergillaceae
Source: the annotation of a GenBank genome assembly